Triticum dicoccoides is the source of this 1162-nucleotide messenger RNA. RefSeq names its product homeobox-leucine zipper protein HOX12-like. Bases 167 to 862 code for a protein of 231 amino acids. The record is from RefSeq and is a predicted model, not a curated record. Lineage: Eukaryota; Viridiplantae; Streptophyta; Magnoliopsida; Poales; Poaceae. The transcript is spliced from 3 exons. Gene Ontology annotation, molecular function: sequence-specific DNA binding; DNA-binding transcription factor activity, RNA polymerase II-specific. Gene Ontology annotation, biological process: positive regulation of DNA-templated transcription. Gene Ontology annotation, cellular component: nucleus.
CCGGUCACUGGACAACACAGCAUCUGCUCUCGCCCCUCAAAAUAUCCCAACCCCAAAGCCCAAAGCAUCGAUCAGAGCCGAUCAAAUAUACUAGUAUUUGUUGAUCGGGCACUAGCUAGAGAGAGAAGUAUUCUCGUGUUGCUGUUAGCUUUGAUUUGCUGGAAAGAUGAGCUCCGAGGAGGGAGAGAGGCUCCUGUUCCCUUCCUUCGUCUUCCCGGACAGCUUCCCGGCGGACGACGCCACACCGGUCGUCUCCGGCGGAGAGCAGAAGAAGGCCGGCCGGCAGCGGCGGAGGCGGAGGGCGAGGCAGGCAGCGAGUGGUGAGGGCGGAGGGGACGACGCGGCGAAGAAGCGAAGGCUGAGCGACGAGCAGGCGCAGUUCCUGGAGAUGAACUUCAGGAAGGAGCGGAAGCUGGAGACGCCGCGCAAGGUGCAGCUCGCCGCGGAGCUGGGACUGGACACCAAGCAGGUCGCCGUGUGGUUCCAGAACCGCCGCGCCCGCUACAAGAGCAAACUCAUCGAGGAGGAGUUCUCCAAGCUCCGCGCGGCCCACGACGCCGUCGUCGUCCACAACUGCCGCCUCGAGGCCGAGCUGCUGAGGCUCAAGGAGAGGUUGGCGGAGACGGAGGAGGAGAAAAACAAGGCCAUGGCGGCGUCGGCGGCGGCAACGGGCGGCGGGGGUGGCAGCAGCCCGAGCUCUUCGUCGUUCUCGACGGUGACGGCAAUGGUAGGGGGGCAGCAGUUCGGGAUGGAGGAGGUGGAGACCGACCUGACCUACAUGAGCGAGUACGCCUACACCAACUACAUGAUGGACCUGGCGGCCGGCGGCUACCUCGGAGGGGUGUACGAUCAGUUCAGCUGAUCCGGAUAGAGGGGGUGAAAGAACAGUGCUAGUGGUAGUUUACUAUGCUCAAUCAAUGUUAAUUAAUUAAUUAAUCAACCGGGAUUGCGGGGCAAUCGUAUGCACGUACUAGCAGUAGUAGCAGCAAGUCAGAACUGGGUAGUAUUGGUGGUAGUUUCAAUGGGUGGAUGCCCUAACGGAGAAUCUCAGUAGUAGUACGUACUAUUUGCUAAGCCAUGUACAUUAUGAAUUGGUAAUCUUUGUAAGUAUAUAUUAUGUACGGGUUAUCAUCAUGCAAGUGGUUUAUCGUGAGCUGAACUA